Molecule: messenger RNA, 1554 nt
Organism: Acanthosepion pharaonis
Lineage: Eukaryota; Metazoa; Mollusca; Cephalopoda; Sepiida; Sepiidae
Source: the annotation of a GenBank genome assembly
AUGACAAAGGGAGUUGUCGAGAAAAAAAAAUUAAAAGUCAGUGAUAAACCUUUCUUUUUUUUCUCAUCCCUCUUUCUCUCUAUAGCACGCCGUCUCCAGUUACAUGAGAAUUCCGAUCAGAAAAUUAUUGGCAAAAUGCAGAUUCUUUGGUUCCAGUACCUUUUCGCAUCACUUGCGUUAAUAUUACCAUCUUCAGCAACGAAAUUUGCCGAACACCGUUUAAUCACAUCUCUACGUCAUGAUAACAUUCCAGGGGUCCGUCCCCUCAUAAACGCCUCACAUGCACUCACCGUCAAUUUCCGCAUGCAAAUUUUGUCGAUCGACAUUGAUGAGUACAACCAAGCUGUUUCGUUCCUCAGUUGGGAUUCGGCAGAAUGGGUUGAUCAAUUAUUGACUUGGAACCCUGAAGAACAUUCGAAAAUUAACCAAAUAUACUUGAAAGAGAACAUGAUAUGGAAGCCUGAUAUUUCACUCUUCAAUAUUGCAGACGAGCCAGAAAGCACGUACAACAACGCCUACGCCAGUGUGAUGUCAGACGGCAAAGUAACAUGGACACGAACGGCCAAACACAAAUUUCCGUGCAGGUUUGACACUGCUCACUUCCCUUUUGAAACUCAUACUUGUGAGAUGAGUUUCGGUUCGACCAUCUAUGACGGCAGCAAAAUCGAUCUGAAACUGGGCGGUGUGUCUUUGUCGAGCUAUUCGCCUAAUGUUCGCUGGUGGAUGAAGAAGGCUGAUGCCGAAAGGAUCGUCUCAUAUUAUCCUUGCUGUCCGGAACCAUACAUCACUUUGGUGUUUCGACUGACUCUCCAGCGACACGCUACUUACUACAUCUACUCCUUACUUGUCCCGACCUUCCUACUUUCACUCUUUACUCUCAUUCUUUAUCUGUUACCCUACCACAGAUUGGAGAAAAUCACAGUAGGCAUCACCUUAUUUGGGGCUUUCUUCGUUCUUUUAAUGAUCAUGCAAUCUAUUGUACCUAUAUCCGAUACCAUUCCGUAUUUCGUGUUUUAUUUGUGUUUCAAUCUCGGCCUAAUCGCCUUGUCUACAUUCUUCAAUUCCAUCAUCAUUAAUAUGGCAAGUGAAGACAACAUCAGAGAAGUUCCAAAAGCUUUAAGAAGCAUCAUCGAGGUCUUCGCCCGUCUUCUUUGUAUGUCAUCUAUCGUAAGGAAAUUCCAGUCCCGUCAUUUGAUCAAUGCUGACUUCGGCAUUCCACCCGUGACUAACAAUUACUACACCCUGCCCCUACAAGACAAGAAACAACAAAAUAACGAGACUGCCGAACGGGACAGCCUCUGUGACGAAGACCAGCCAGAGUCAGUGUCUCACCGAUUCGUUGACCAGCGACGCUUCGAGUCUAAUGUGGCUGCCAUCAGGACUUUUACGAGUCGCUAUCAAGAGAAGUUAGCCGACGAAGAAGGACAAAAAAGGCAGUUGUCAGAGUGGCGCGAUGUGGCCAGAGUAACUAACAGGCUUUUCUUUCUUUUGUGCUUUUUUGUCGACAUCGGUACCAUCGGCGCAUACCUCUUUUUAGCCAUCUGGCCCUUGUGA